GAAGAAAAGAAAACGGCUUUCUUUGUAUAAACAUAACAUAUUCUUUACAACUGCUACCCAUUAACAAGUUAGGCAAACCCUUCACCACAAACUGCUCUCUGGCAAUUUUGUCGCCCAACAAAUCAUUUCAAUAUAUACAUAUUUUGCCAACUUUAAGGGUCUGAAAAAUCUGGGUUUGUUUGUCUUGAAAUAUCUUUAUAUUAUUUUACACCCACCUAGGGGGAAAUAUCCAAUUGUUUUGAUUUGGAGUUUGAUCUGUAAAAUCAAGAAGGUUAUAUAAGCGCAGAAAUAGACUUAAAGAGAAAGAUGUGGGGUAUUUCUAAAUGUUGUGACAAAAUUUACACGGUUGCAGAAGGGGGAUCUGGUUAUUGUUCCAAGAAGAAGGAUGAUUUGUGUAAUGAGGAAACUGGACAAGCCUUGAGCAUGUCGAGACUAAAAUGUAUUUUGCGUGGCUUGGAUCUUAAAACAUAUAUCUUUCUCUUUGUGUUGAUACCAACUUGUGUCUGGGGUAUAUACGUACAUGGGCAGAAAAUCACUUACUUUCUACGGCCUUUAUGGGAAAAACCACCAAAGCCAUUUAAUGAAAUGCCUCACUAUUAUCAUGAGAAUGUGUCAAUGGAGAAUCUCUGUAAACUUCAUGGCUGGGGAAUUCGUGAGUACCCGAGGCGUGUAUUUGAUGCAGUGUUGUUCAAUAAUGAGGUUGACAUGCUUACUAUACGGUGGAAGGAGUUGUACCCUUAUAUUACAGAAUUUGUUUUACUUGAAUCGAAUUCAACGUUCACUGGGUUGCCAAAGCCUUCUUACUUUGCUAAUCACAGAGAUCAGUUUGAAUUCGUUGAGUCAAGAUUGACGUAUGGACAAAUUCCUGGGAGAUUUAGAAGAGGAGAGAACCCUUUUGUUGAGGAGGCUUAUCAAAGGCUUGCAUUGGAUUAUCUUCUAAAACAAGCAGGUAUUCAGGAUGAUGACUUGUUGAUAAUGUCAGAUGUCGAUGAGAUACCUAGUAGACAUACAAUCAAUCUCUUGAGGUGGUGUGAUGACAUACCUUCAGUUCUUCAUCUUCGGUUGAAGAAUUAUCUUUACUCCUUUGAGUUCCUUGUGGAUAAUGAUAGCUGGAGAGCUUCUGUCCAUCGCUACCAAUCGGGUAAGACAAGAUAUGCUCAUUACCGACAGUCAGACGUCAUAUUGGCAGACUCAGGGUGGCAUUGUAGCUUUUGCUUCCGCCAUGUAAGUGAAUUUAUUUUUAAAAUGAAAGCCUACAGCCAUUUUGACAGGGUCAGAUUUUCGUAUUUUCUCAACCCUAAGAGAGUACAAAAGGUUAUCUGCAAUGGGGAUGAUUUAUUUGAUAUGCUACCAGAGGAGUAUACAUUCAGGGAAAUCAUUGGCAAAAUGGGACCUAUUCCCCACUCUUAUUCAGCUGUUCACCUACCGGCUUAUCUUUUGGAAAAUGCAGAAAAGUAUAAGUUUAUGUUGCCGGGUAAUUGCUUGAGAGAAAGUGGGUGAUCGAUCUAGCAGCGUUUAUUAUAUUUACUUUUUGUGAAUGUCAAGGGUGCAGUUCUGCAAAUGACGAUCCUGUGAAACGAAAUGUUGGGAUGAAUACUCAGAUUUGGGAAGUCAAAGAUUUUUGUAUAUAGCUUCUGAGAGAUCAAGCAUGUCUAUUGGACAAAUGGGGAGAUUUCUGUUGCAGAACUGCUAUUAGUUUGAAACAUGUGCAUAACUCUGUAUCCUGUAGUAUAUCAAUUCCUGAUUAUGGAAAAUUUUUGAUCAGUACUAAUUUAUUCACAUUUCUUCUGUUCCUUA
Messenger RNA from Nicotiana tabacum (common tobacco), 1797 nucleotides. RefSeq lists its product as uncharacterized. The record is from RefSeq and is a predicted model, not a curated record. Gene Ontology annotation, biological process: N-acetylglucosamine metabolic process. Gene Ontology annotation, molecular function: beta-1,4-mannosylglycoprotein 4-beta-N-acetylglucosaminyltransferase activity. Gene Ontology annotation, cellular component: membrane. NCBI's taxonomy places the organism in Eukaryota, Viridiplantae, Streptophyta, Magnoliopsida, Solanales, Solanaceae.